Messenger RNA from Rotaria sp. Silwood1, 324 nucleotides. The record is from the annotation of a GenBank genome assembly. Lineage: Eukaryota; Metazoa; Rotifera; Eurotatoria; Philodinida; Philodinidae.
AUGGAUCAUGGUACAUCAACCAUACGACCAACAUCAGAGACAAAUCCCCGGUUACCUUCGUCCAAUACGACAAUUCCGAAGGCAAAGGGUAACAUUUGUCCACGUUGUGAGAAACUUGUCUACUUUGCUGAAGAAGUCAAAGCUGCUGGACAGACAUUUCACAAACAAUGCUACAAAUGUGCAAAGUGUAAUAAGAGUAUCAACGGUGCAGAUUACUCGGAACAUGAUGGUUAUCUUUAUGAUAAUAAUUGUUAUAAACGUUUAUUUGCUCCGAAAGGUGUCGGCUAUGGAAUGGGUGCAGGUGCUUUAUCGACAGGCAAUUGA